Molecule: messenger RNA, 3749 nt
Organism: Sapajus apella (tufted capuchin)
Lineage: Eukaryota; Metazoa; Chordata; Mammalia; Primates; Cebidae
Gene: PLCD4
Product: phospholipase C delta 4
Exons: 16
Coding region: 706-3174 (822 amino acids)
Biological process (GO): intracellular signal transduction; lipid metabolic process
Molecular function (GO): phosphatidylinositol-4,5-bisphosphate phospholipase C activity; calcium ion binding
Source: RefSeq, a predicted model, not a curated record
CCACCACGCCCGGCCUCCCACCUUAUUUCUUACUUUCGCUGUGCGACAGAGCUAGACUGAGUGCCCUGCAAGGCAGGAUUCAGAGAUACAAGAGUAGGCCAGUGGAAACAGACACUGUGGAAAGGAGCCAGAUUAAAUAAGGGCAGAGACAGUGGUAUUACAUGCAGGGACCAGAAUGAAAAGCAGUGAUUCACAGAGCACUGCAACUGAGGACACUCCCUUCACUUUGAGAGCUCCUUCGGGAUUGGGGUCAAUGAGGGCUGGCAUCAAGAUGAAGGGCAGCCAGGCUCCUCCUCCCUGGAGAUGUGGUGCCCUUAAUCCUCUCCACCCCACCCCCACUCAUCCCUCACAUUGACCAGCGUCCUGGGCCUUUAAGAGUUGGAUGGGCUGGACGGGAAAGAGCUCACAUCUCUCCCCUUCUUACUGCUUCCCUCCGGCUAUAACUUGCCAGUCACCGCAGCCAGCUGCGGUAGAAGAGGGGAGGAAAAAAGCCAGUGCCAAGGGGAGCAAAAGAGAAAAGGAGCCAGGCUGGGCUUCCUGAUCGUACAGCAUCGCAGAGCUCGGGAGGCACAGUUCAGACACAGGACUGCUAUUCUGCACAGACAGGACUGCUAUUCGGCCUUCCUGCCCACGAUUCACCCAGAGCCCUUUGCUCUUCUUUGCUUCUUUAGAGGACUCUGGUGCCAGCCGGUGGAACAGUGGGUGAUGGCGUCCCUGCUGCAAGACCGGCUGACCACCGAUCAGGACUUGCUGCUGAUGCAGGAAGGCAUGCUGAUGCGCAAGGUGAGGUCCAAAAGCUGGAAGAAGCUGAGAUACUUCAGACUUCAGAAUGACGGCAUGAUGGUCUGGCAUGCACGGCAAGCCAAGGGCAGUGCCAAGCCCAGCUUCUCAAUCUCUGAUGUGGAUACAAUACGUAACGGGCAUGAUUCUGAGUUGCUGCGUAGCCUGGCAGAGGAGCUCCCCCUGGAGCAGGGCUUCACCGUUGUCUUCCAUGGCCGUGGCUCCAACCUGGACCUGGUGGCCAACAGUGUUGAGGAGGCCCAGAUAUGGAUGCGAGGGCUCCAGCUGUUGGUGGAUCUUGUCACCAGCAUGGACCAUCAGGAGCGCCUGGACCAAUGGCUGAGUGACUGGUUUCAGCGUGGAGACAAAAAUCAGGAUGGUAAGAUGACUUUCCAAGAAGUUCAGCGGUUACUGCACCUAAUGAAUGUGGAAAUGGACCAAGAAUAUGCCUUCAGUCUUUUUCAGGAAGCAGACACAUCCCAGUCUGGGACUCUGGAAGGAGAAGAAUUUGUACAGUUCUAUAAGGCAUUGACUAAACGUGCUGAGGUGCAGGAGCUAUUUGAAAGUUUUUCAGCUGAUGGGCAGAAGCUGACUCUGCUGGAAUUUUUGGAUUUCCUCCGAGAGGAGCAGAAGGAAAGAGGCUGCACCUCCGACCUUGCUCUGGAACUCAUUGACCGUUAUGAACCUUCAGACAGUGGCAAACUGCGGCAUGUGCUGAGCAUGGAUGGCUUCCUCAGCUACCUCUGCUCUAAGGAUGGAGACAUCUUCAACCCAGCCUGCCUCCCCAUCUAUCAGGAUAUGACUCAACCCCUGAACCACUACUUCAUCUGCUCCUCUCACAACACCUACCUAGUGGGGGAUCAGCUUUGUGGCCAGAGCAGCGUCGAGGGAUACAUACGGGCCCUGAAGCGGGGGUGCCGCUGCCUGGAGGUGGAUGUAUGGGAUGGACCUAAUGGGGAACCUGUCGUUUACCACGGACACACCCUGACCUCCCGCAUCCUGUUCAAAGAUGUCGUGGCCACAGUAGCACAGUAUGCUUUCCAGACAUCAGACUACCCAGUCAUUUUGUCCCUGGAGACCCACUGCAGCUGGGAGCAGCAGCAGACCAUGGCCCAACAUCUGACUGAGAUCCUGGGGGAGCAGCUGCUGAGCACCACCUUGGAUGGGCUGCUACCCAAUCAGCUUCCCUCGCCUGAGGAGCUUCGGAGGAAGAUCCUGGUGAAGGGGAAGAAGUUAACAUUUGAGGAAGACCUGGAGUAUGAGGAAGAGGAACCAGAUCCUGAGCUGGAGGGCGAACAGGAGUCAGAAUUGGCGCUGGAGUCCCAGUUUGAGCCUGAGCCGCAGGAGCAGAAUCUUCAGAGUAAGGACAAAAAGAAGGUUGUGACGUGCCCGCUGUUUUGUCCGUCUAUCUGUUGUCAGAUUACGGCCCAGGCUACUACUAUUUCCAAGCCUGUGUCCCUUCUCUUGUCCCAGCAGAAACCCAAGCUCAUCUUGUGUCCAGCUCUCUCUUCCCUGGUUAUCUACUUGAAGUCUGUCUCAUUCCGCAGCUUCACACAUUCAAAAGAGCACUACCGCUUCUACGAGAUAUCAUCUUUCUCUGAAACCAAGGCCAAGCGCCUCAUCAAGGAGGCUGGCAAUGAGUUUGUGCAGCACAAUGCUUGGCAGUUAAGCCGUGUGUAUCCCAGCGGCCUGAGGACAGACUCUUCCAACUACAACCCCCAGGAACUCUGGAAUGCAGGCUGCCAGAUGGUGGCCAUGAAUAUGCAGACUGCAGGGCUUGAAAUGGACAUCUGUGAUGGGCAUUUCCGCCAGAAUGGUGGCUGUGGCUAUGUGCUGAAGCCAGACUUCCUGCGUGAUGUCCAGAGUUCCUUCGACCCCGAGAGGCCCAUCAGCCCUUUCAAGGCCCAGACUCUAUUAAUCCAGGUGAUCAGUGGUCAGCAACUCCCCAAAGUGGACAAGACCAGAGAGGGGUCCAUUGUGGAUCCACUGGUGAGAGUGCAGAUCUUUGGUGUCCGUCUAGACACAGCACGGCAGGAGACCAACUAUGUGGACAACAAUGGUUUUAAUCCAUACUGGGGGCAGACACUAUGUUUCCGGGUGCUGGUGCCCGAACUUGCCAUGCUGCGUUUUGUGGUAAUGGAUUAUGACUGGAAAUCCCGAAAUGACUUUAUUGGUCAGUACACCCUGCCUUGCAUCUGCAUGCAACAAGGUGAGCCAGCCCCUGUGACCCCUGGCCAAUACUCCAACUCUGGCUGCCUUCCUAAUGCUGUCCUCCUGGUCCUUCCAGGUUAUCGCCAUAUUCACCUGCUCUCCAAAGAUGGCAUCAGCCUCCGCCCAGCUUCCAUCUUUGUGUAUAUCUGUAUCCGGGAAGGCCUGGAGGAGGAUGAGUCCUGAGUUGGGCACUUCAUGGGAAGAGUUGGUGUGCUGGCUUUAGAUAGUGAGAAAUACCUGGAAGGCUGCUCUAGAGAACAAAUGGAGGUGGUGAAACCAAGCUUUGGAUUGUGCAUUCCUAGGCACAAAAUUACCUCAUCCUUCCUAACAAGCAGAUCUGGGACCUCAUUUGCCACCUUUUUUCUCUUUUCUUCCCUUCCCUUGUUUUCGUAAGCCUUUGGUACUUUUCCUGCCCUUUCCCUUUGUGUAUUCUAUACUGGAGUUCCCUUCCUCCUCUUGCUGUAGGCUCAAUCCCAUACGAACAUCUACGACUGAUAUUUCCCAUCAACUCUUGUGAAGGCAGAUUGCAACUAGAAAUUCAAAAGGGUUUGGAACAGAGAAACCCCAACUUUACUCAAAGCCCAAAGCCAAGGGAAGGAUAAAUAAAGGCUCAAGGCUUCCCAGGCAAAGAUUAGGGAGAGACUUGACCCCAGGACAGUACUACAACUCUCAAGAGAACACUGCACAGCACUCACAGUCCCCAGUGGACUGCUUCCUCCUUAGCCCCACUGGUAUAAAUACAUCUCUCUCCAAUUUGA